UCACUUGGUUCCCAGGUACCAUGAGGAAACCGCGCAAGAAGUCGCGGCAGAAUGCCGAGGGCCGGCGCUCCCCGUCACCCUACAGUCUCAAGUGCUCACCCACCCGUGAGACCCUGACAUAUGCCCAGGCCCAGCGGAUUGUCGAGGUGGACAUUGAUGGACGCCUGCAUCGCAUCAGCAUCUAUGACCCGCUUAAGAUCAUCACAGAGGAUGAACUGACUGCUCAGGAUAUCACCGAAUGUAACAGUAAUAAGGAAAAUAGUGAGCAGCCCCAGUUCCCUGGCAAGUCCAAGAAACCCUCAUCCAAAGGCAAGAAGAAGGAGUCCUGCUCUAAGCAUGCAUCCGGCACCUCCUUCAACCUCCCACAGCCCAGCUUCCGCAUGGUGGACUCAGCCAGCCAGCCAGAAGCACCUCCUUUGCCCGCAGCCUACUACCGCUACAUUGAGAAGCCACCUGAAGACCUGGAUGCAGAGGUAGAGUACGACAUGGAUGAGGAAGACCUUGCCUGGCUGGAUAUGGUAAAUGAGAAGCGGCGAGUGGAUGGGCACAGUUUGGUGUCAGCAGACACCUUCGAGCUGCUAGUGGACCGACUUGAGAAAGAGUCAUACCUGGAGAGUCGCAGCAGUGGGGCCCAGCAGUCACUCAUUGAUGAAGACGCCUUCUGUUGCGUGUGCCUGGAUGAUGAAUGCCAUAAUAGCAAUGUCAUUCUCUUCUGUGACAUCUGCAACCUGGCUGUACACCAGGAGUGCUACGGUGUUCCCUACAUCCCUGAGGGCCAGUGGCUCUGCCGCUGCUGCCUGCAGUCUCCCUCCCGGCCUGUGGAUUGCGUCCUCUGCCCCAAUAAGGGUGGUGCCUUCAAACAGACGAGCGACGGGCACUGGGCCCAUGUGGUGUGCGCCAUCUGGAUCCCUGAAGUCUGCUUCGCUAACACCGUGUUCCUGGAGCCUAUCGAGGGCAUUGACAACAUCCCACCUGCCCGCUGGAAACUAACCUGCUAUAUCUGCAAGCAGAAGGGACUGGGUGCAGCCAUCCAGUGCCAUAAGGUGAACUGCUACACGGCCUUUCAUGUGACGUGUGCACAGCGGGCUGGGCUCUUCAUGAAGAUUGAGCCCAUGCGGGAGACCAGCCUCAAUGGCACCAUCUUCACAGUGCGCAAGACGGCCUACUGUGAGGCCCACUCACCACCACGUGCCACCACUGCCAGGAGAAAGGAUGACUGCCCUGGUGGCCUUAGUGAAGCUGGAGAUGAAGAAGGACUAAAGGAGGGUGGUGGGGAAGAGGAAGAAGAUGAGAAAGAAGUGAAGGAGGAGGAGGAGGAAGGCCAAGGUGGGAUGGGUGGCCCUCUUAAGGGAGUGCCCAAGAAGAACAAGAUGAGUUUGAAACAAAAGAUCAAGAAAGAACCAGAGGAAGUGGGCCUGGACACACCCUCCACUGUCCCAAUGGUCACUAUACCACAGAUCCCCUCCUACAGGUUGAACAAGAUCUGUAGUGGUCUCUCCUUUCAGAGGAAAAACCAGUUCAUGCAGCGGCUUCACAACUACUGGCUGUUGAAGCGGCAGGCACGGAAUGGUGUCCCCCUCAUCCGGCGCCUGCACUCCCACCUGCAGUCGCAAAGGAACGCUGAGCAGCGAGAGCAGGAUGAGAAGACAAGUGCAGUGAAGGAGGAGCUGAAAUACUGGCAGAAGCUCCGGCACGACUUGGAGCGGGCACGGCUGCUGAUUGAGCUAAUUCGGAAGAGAGAGAAACUCAAGCGGGAGCAGGUUAAGGUUCAGCAGGCUGCCAUGGAGCUGGAACUGAUGCCAUUCAAUGUCCUGCUGAGGACAACGCUGGACCUGCUGCAGGAGAAGGAUCCCGCACACAUCUUUGCGGAACCAGUCAACCUGAGUGAGGUUCCAGAUUACCUGGAAUUCAUAUCCAAGCCAAUGGAUUUUUCUACUAUGAGGCGGAAGCUGGAGUCCCACCUGUACCGCACCUUGGAGGAGUUUGAGGAGGACUUUAACCUUAUAGUUACCAACUGCAUGAAGUAUAAUGCUAAAGACACAAUUUUCCACCGAGCAGCUGUCCGCCUGCGGGACCUAGGAGGGGCCAUCCUGCGGCACGCCCGGCGGCAGGCGGAGAACAUCGGCUAUGACCCCGAAAGGGGCACCCAUCUGCCCGAGUCACCCAAAUUGGAGGACUUUUACCGCUUCUCCUGGGAAGACGUGGACAACAUCCUUAUCCCAGAGAACCGGGCCCAUUUGUCCUCGGAGGUGCAGCUGAAGGAGCUGCUGGAGAAACUGGACCUGGUGAGCGCCAUGCGGUCCAGCGGGGCCCGGACGCGCCGUGUCCGCCUGCUGCAUCGGGAAAUCAACGCCCUUCGGCAGAAGCUGGCACAGCCACCACCACCGCUGCCGUCAUUGAACAAGACUGUGCCCAAUGGGGAGCUGUCGGCAGGGCCGCGGGGCGAGGCUGCCAUGCUGGAGCAGGCCCUGCAGGAGGAGCCAGAAGACGAUGGGGACAGAGAUGACUCCAAACUUCCUCCCCCACCAACCCUGGAGCCCACUGGGCCUGCGCCAUCCUUGUCUGAGCAGGAAUCUCCCCCGGACCCCCCUACUCUGAAACCCAUCAAUGAUAGCAAACCUCCAAGCCGGUUCCUAAAGCCCAGAAAGGUGGAAGAAGAUGAACUCUUGGAAAAAUCACCUCUGCAGCUAGGGAGUGAGCCCUUACAACGUCUGCUCAGUGACAGUGGCCUCAACAGACUGUCCUUUACAGCCCCUGAUGCCCCCGCUGGUGCCCCACUCAGUGGUGUGGGCCGCCGCACAUCAGUCCUCUUCAAGAAGGCCAAGAACGGGGUGAAGCUGCAGAGGAGCCCAGACAGGGCCCUGGAGAAUGGCGAGGACCAUGGUGUGGUGGGCUCUCCUGCCUCUCCUGCCAGCACUGAGGAUGAGCGGCAUUCCCGGAAGCGGCCACGGAGUAGGAGCUGUAGUGAGAGCGAAGGGGAAAGGUCCCCCCAGCAGGAGGAGGAGACAGGCGUGACCAAUGGCUUUGGAAAACACACCGAAAGCGGGUCUGACUCGGAAUGUAGUUUGGGUCUCAGUGGUGGACUGGCAUUUGAAGCUUGCAGUGGUCUGAUGCCCCCAAAACGUAGCCGUGGAAAGCCAGCUCUGUCUCGAGUGCCCUUCCUGGAAGGUGUGAAUGGAGACUCUGACUACAACAGUUCAGGCAGAAGCCUCCUGAUGCCCUUUGAAGACCGCGGAGACCUGGAGCCCCUGGAGCUGGUGUGGGCCAAGUGCCGAGGCUACCCCUCCUACCCUGCCUUGAUCAUCGAUCCCAAGAUGCCCCGGGAGGGCCUCCUGCACAAUGGUGUCCCCAUCCCAGUCCCCCCGCUGGAUGUGCUGAAGCUGGGAGAGCAGAGACAGGCAGAGGCUGGAGAGAAGCUCUUCCUUGUCCUCUUCUUUGACAACAAGCGCACCUGGCAGUGGCUUCCCAGGGACAAAGUCCUGCCCCUGGGGGUGGAAGACACCGUGGACAAGCUCAAGAUGCUGGAAGGCCGCAAGACCAGCAUCCGCAAGUCUGUGCAAGUAGCCUACGACCGCGCAAUGAUCCACCUGAGCCGUGUCCGGGGGCCCCACUCCUUCGUCACCUCCAGCUACCUGUGAGGGCAGGGCCUGGCCUGCAUCUGCCUGCCCUGCCUCUGUCCUGUGGGGCACAGAGAAGCCUCUUCCUCUCCCAGCCAGAUGUGUGGCUGGCAGCUUCUCCCUUUCGUGGCAGGACAGGGACUGGGGCUGUGUCUCCCCAAGGGCCAGGCCCCCGCUUUGACCAGCUGCAUGGCUCUCCUGGCAGGCCUGCUGUGUGCCAAAAACUCCCACCCAAGGUCCUUCAGGGGAUAGUCCACUGAAGAACCAGGUAGAAGUAGAAAUAGCUGUGGGUCUUGGGCGCAGCUGAGGAGAUGGACCUGGCCCAGAGGGCAGAGGGUCCUGGGCUUCUCCCCAAGGGGCUGCCUGGCCCCCUCCACCCUACUCCCAACUAACUCCACCUCAGGGCGGGCGAGGCUCUGACAUUGAUCCCAGAGGUGCUGUGGAUACGCUAGGGUCCCGCGGGGAACCUCACCGAGCUCACCCUUUCUCUCCCCGAUCAUCACCCAUUCUUACUCCUCUUCCCUGUCUCAGUCUCUCUCUCCCUCUGUCCCAUGUUCCUCCCCAUGUUCCUUUCCUUACUUUCUCUUGUGCCAAACUGACAGAAACUAUCCCAAAGUGGUCUUUUUCUUUAAUGUCUCAUUCCCCCUGUGGCCAGCUGCCAUGCUAGGUGGAUGCUUUCACCUGGCUCCUCAGGACCCAGGACAGAGGCCAGCACACCACCUGGGGUGCCCCCUCCCCCGCCCCGGCAGGCCCUCAUCAUACCCACCCAUGACCUUCACAUGUGCUGCAGCCCCACAGCUAUGAGGCUGGGCUGUGAGCACUUGCCCCUCGGACUGCAGGCGAGGCCCCUCCUCCUGCUCCUGGCCUUGCUGAGGGGUGGGCUGAGGCUUGGUGGGCAGGCCCCUGUCUGCAGGCCAGGUCGCUCGUGGGAGUGUCCAUCUGUCCACUGGAUGGUGAGGGCUGUUUGGGGUGGAACCACUCUGUGCCCUUCAGCUGGGCCUGCCCCUGCCCCUCCCAUCCUCUCCUCGUGGUCUUUUGUUUUUUUGCACCUGCAUCCUUAACGCCUCGCUCCACCACCGUGGCUGGCAUGGUGCCUCAGUCAGCAUCAUCCUUUCCUGCACUCUGCCCUGCCCAGCCUCUGCUGCUCCCACCUCCAAACUCCGGGGAGUGCCACGCUUUUAUUUCAAACCAUCCGUCCCCUUCCCUCUCCCUUCACCCCUCUCCCUACCGUCACCGUCUCAAAAAUGGAAGGAAAAAAAAAAAGAACAACUGUGAAUGGGGAAUGCUGACUAACAAACCAACACAACUUUCAGAGGCUUCGAUGUCUGUUCUCUGGAUGUUUCUUUUCACCUCUUAAGCACCAAAGUCGCAGGGCCAGGUUGCAGGCCACUGAUCGCCAUGUUGAUUUUUAACCUGACCUUUUUUUUUAAUUGUUUUAAAUGUUUUCAUAGGGGAGUUUUGGAUAAAAUGAAGUCACUGGGGAGAUCACUGCCAUUUUUACGCACUCGACUUUUUAAAAAAAUACAACCAACCAACCACCACAACUUCUUAUACCUUUGGGACACGAGCCAGAGUUUAAAAAGGAAUCCAACAAAAUUAUCUGUAACAUAAAGGAUGGGGUUUUGGAUUUUGUACAAUAAUAAAAAUACAAUACAGCAUAUGGCUAGGGAAGGACAUGGUGUAUAUAAUUGUAAAAUACUGUUCUAAAUUAUUCAGGCCUAUAGUUUCCAUUAUUGGAGUCCUCCAUUGUGUGGCCGAGUACUUUGAAUGCACACAGUGUCGUUUAUUUAAAGGAGCCGAUGUUUCCCCCUCCCCAGGUAGUUGGUCAGCUGUGGACUUCGUGACCUGUGUCUAAACCUGUGUUUUAAAGAUCUUGGGGCUUUCAUCCUCUCUCUCUAUUUCUAUGUCUGCCUAGCCCUUUCUUCCCUGACACUUUCUCCCUCUCUAUUUUUUCAGUCUCUGAAUCUUUCAGUCUCUCUGGGUCUCAUUUUUAAAAAUGCUCUUUUAGAACGGGAAAUGGCUCAGAUCCUGCUGUGGCAUGGGGCCUGUGUGUCUCUGUCGCGUCUGCUGUGAAGCACAUGAUGCUCUAUUUAUUGUAGAAAGUGACUUUAUUUGCUUUCUAGAAUUGUUUAUAACAGAUGGUAUAAGAGGUAAUAAACAGAAAAAUCUAUGCUUGUAAAGAAUACAAAAGUUAAUUUUACCUACUAUAAUAUGACUGUCUGAAACUUAUUUUCUCUCUGAGAAAUAAAUGUUCUAAUGGGCAG
Molecule: messenger RNA, 5881 nt
Organism: Trichechus manatus latirostris (Florida manatee)
Lineage: Eukaryota; Metazoa; Chordata; Mammalia; Sirenia; Trichechidae
Gene: BRPF3
Product: bromodomain and PHD finger containing 3
Exons: 12
Coding region: 21-3638 (1205 amino acids)
Biological process (GO): regulation of transcription by RNA polymerase II
Cellular component (GO): MOZ/MORF histone acetyltransferase complex
Molecular function (GO): protein binding
Source: RefSeq, a predicted model, not a curated record